GCGGUGGAAUGACAGACGCCGUCAGAAGUGACAGCUGGUUGCUAGACCGUGUCCUACUACGAUCCGAAAUUUACGUAACGCUAUCAGCGAGCGCCUCGUGAUAUUUGUGUUUUUGAUAACGGUAGCCAUUCCCGCGGACGAGAAGCGACCGACGAUCAUUCACUGUCUCAGUGAUGUUAUUCUAGCACACGUUGAACUGUUCGGUGCGUGCGUGAGCGAGGAGUGUGUGGCCUUCGAAGUGCGAUCAGCUUCCAUUAUUUAGCGAAGAAAGUUAAAAAUAGUCGUGCUAUAUUACACAUAUAGUGGAGAGAAGAUCGACACCAUCGCUCAGUGAAAAUGGUGCAUUUCAGGAAUCAAUUGGGUGCUUUAUUUAUCCUGCUGUCAACCUCGACAAUUGUCAUAUCUGAGAUUGAAAUCAAUCUCAAUUACGAUGAGGUGUACAAGACCAACCAAUCCAAGAAGUUUGAUAUUCGGAGUUCCACAACCAUUGAGUGCACCAUCGAGGCAUCAGAAGGGGAGGAGUACUCAAUGAAAUGGAUGAAGGACGGCAAGGACUUGGAUACGAGCAGCGAAAAAUUCAGAGUUACCAAGGAUGGUAAGAAGCAUUCCUUGAGGAUUGGAAAGACCAUCGACGAAGAUAUCGGAAAUUACUCGUGCGUUGUUAAUGUUAAAAACGAUGACGAGCCAAAGUCUGCAAUAAUUCACAUGUUUAGUAAUUUUAAAGUUAAGACACAAGAUAACAUGAACUUCGUCGAAGGCGACAUCCUGAGAAUCCCGUGCACUGUCUAUGGAAAACCCAGACCAGUUAUCAAAUGGAAAAUUGGUAAUAGAACAUACGAAGAGAGCGAGGAUCGCGUGGUGCUAGAACGGGACGAAGAAAAGGGUGUGGAUAAUGCUGUUCUGAUCAUUCAAGAAGCUGAUCUUUCGGACAGAGGAGUUUACACCUGCAUCGGAAUCAGGCAAUCCGAGCCGGACAUCGUCGACUCGGAUGAUACCAUGGUUCGGAUCAAAGAUAAAUACGCUGCUCUUUGGCCCUUCUUAGGAAUCUGCGCCGAAGUUUUCAUCCUGUGCGCCAUCAUCUUGAUCUACGAGAAGAAACGCAACAAGGCCGAACUGGAUGAAAGUGAUACUGACCAAAGCCCAGACCAGAAGAACACGCCCGACCACGGAAAGGAUUCCAACCUGAGACACAGACAGUAAACAGCGUGUUCUAAAAAAAUGUCUCCGUUCGCUGCGUUCUCGUACUGGUAAAACGGAACACUGUUGGUUAUAAGAACUAUUUUGGUUUAUUUUUUUCGUUCUAAAUUCAAGUGUGGUUUCUCUUCCGUGUUUAUAUUACAAUUAUUAAUAAGUUUUUCAUUUAAUAUUAAUUCUCGUUACCUCUAUUCUACGUUUACAUUUUUAAUGAUACAAGACAAGAAACCAAGUUAAGCGCAUAGUUUUAAACCUUCUUCUCUCUUCGCGGAUUACUCGCUGUUCAGUUUACUAUUUGUUUGUUUUUUUUUUUGUUUCUCCAGAUAUAUAUAGAGUUGAGAUUUUUAUUAGGAUUUAAAUGAAAGAUAAAAUAAACUGUUGAAAUCAAAUGUUGAAGAAAACGAGAAGAACAAAAAAAAAAUAAUGUAUGCUAUAAAUUAAUUAUUAAUGAAACACAGGUUUUAAAAAUCAGUUUAGGCAUGUAAAUAUAACUUGACAAUAUAUCAUGUUAUUGUAUUUAUCGGAGAAGGAAAAGAAGAGAAAAAUAAUAAUAGAAGGGAGGAAGUAAUUAAAGUACUUACUAAUUAUUGAGACAUCUGUCAAUGUACAUAGGGUUCACAGAUUUUUGUUUAUGAUGAUGAUGUUAUUAUUACUAUAUUUUAUUAUUUAAUCAAGUUUUUAUUUUAUUUGCAUGUAUUAUAUAUGAAGACGUGUAUAGCUGAGUAGCCUAAACGGUUUUUCUUUUCUCCCCCCUUUUUUUGCUAGCAAGAGAGAGAGAGAGUUAUGAGAAGAAAAACCUAUUACAUACUUUAUUAUCGUUUUUUUUUAUUAUUAAUAAAAUUAAAAAUUAAAUAUUUGUAGGAGGGUUAUCAAGUUUAUUUUUUGGAUUGUUUUUUUGUUUUCUUUUGUUUAUAUAGUUCAAGAGGGAAGUCUCGAUUUGAAAAGAACGAGUAAUACUAAUAAUAAUGUAUUUGAUAACAGUGAUUGUGUUGUGUACGCAGUAUGAAGAGGAAAGAAAGAAAUGAACGCCAAUUUUUUGUUAAACUAACAUUUAUUUACGUGUUGUUGUCAAAGGCAGAACGAACAUUAAGUUUUCUAUCGCGGAGCAUGUAUUAUACAUAUUUAUAUAAUAUAUUAAUAUAUGGAUGUUAACUUGUGUCGGAACUGCAGUAAAUUGUAAUUGGAGCCGAGCUGCACCGAAAAACGCGCGCGCGGGAUAUUCCCAACUUUUCUCACAACAACAAGAAAUAAACAAUUUUGUUCAUUAAAGCACGAGAUUUUUACAACUUAAGAGACUAGCGCAUACUUAUUAAUAUUCUAACGCAGUGAUUUAUUAAUACCAGUUUCUUUGUCUUUACUUGACAAUUACUUUAUUAUUUUUAAAUUAACAAUUAUGUUGUUUUCUUAUAUAUAUAACGUGUAGUUGUUGAUUUUGUAUGUAGCCACCUAGUGUGUAUUAAUAAUUUUCGUUCUGCGUCGCAGGCAAAACCUAGUACAUCUUAUCGGUUUAGUAAACUGUAAUAUAUUAAUAAUAACAAUACGUUGACUUGCAUUAACAAAUAAUUAUUUGAUUGUUACAUAAAUUUAAUAUAACCGGAGUGUAAGAGUUCGUUUUUUUUUUCUGUUGUUGGUUUUGGUUUAACAAAACUGCAUUAUGAUUUAUAUAAUAUAUAUAUA
This is a messenger RNA of Nicrophorus vespilloides, 2871 nucleotides long. It is a transcript of the gene Bsg, whose product is annotated as basigin. Gene Ontology annotation, biological process: synapse organization; homophilic cell-cell adhesion. Bases 337 to 1200 code for a protein of 287 amino acids. The transcript is spliced from 7 exons. NCBI's taxonomy places the organism in Eukaryota, Metazoa, Arthropoda, Insecta, Coleoptera, Silphidae. Gene Ontology annotation, molecular function: axon guidance receptor activity. The record is from RefSeq and is a predicted model, not a curated record. Gene Ontology annotation, cellular component: axon; plasma membrane; neuronal cell body.